AUGAGGUCUGCGGUGCCUAGCGUCACGUCUGCCUAUUCAGGCGGGAAAAUCGCGGAUGGCUUAUCACGUGGAGGCGCGAAGGGCCAAUCGUACAGCGCCAGGGUGCAUGGACGUGAUGGUGGCCGAGAUAGCAUUGUGCGCCCGCUGGCGGCGAUCGCGGCGAAGAUCUGGGCGGGCUGUCGCUUGAAUGUCGCCCCGGCCCGUAUCUCUCGCCGCAUCGCACGCAAAUUA
Iphiclides podalirius (scarce swallowtail) is the source of this 231-nucleotide messenger RNA. NCBI's taxonomy places the organism in Eukaryota, Metazoa, Arthropoda, Insecta, Lepidoptera, Papilionidae. The record is from the annotation of a GenBank genome assembly.